Messenger RNA from Prosopis cineraria, 624 nucleotides. Its product is annotated as ethylene-responsive transcription factor 1B-like. The record is from RefSeq and is a predicted model, not a curated record. Gene Ontology annotation, molecular function: DNA-binding transcription factor activity; DNA binding. Gene Ontology annotation, biological process: regulation of DNA-templated transcription; ethylene-activated signaling pathway. The transcript has a single exon. The coding region runs from base 1 to 624 and encodes 207 amino acids. Lineage: Eukaryota; Viridiplantae; Streptophyta; Magnoliopsida; Fabales; Fabaceae.
AUGAACCCUUGUCUUUCUCCUUUCGAAUCAGUAGUUCAACAAUAUCUGACUGAAGAUGAUCCUUCCUUCAUGACUCUCAUAAAUGGUUUAUUCACCGGCAACCCUACUUGGAAUCUGAACUACGACGCUGCUUUGCUGGAGCAGGGUGUUAGUAACUCCAGUGGUAUGUCAUUUUCCGGCGGGAAUGAUGAUGACGGUAUGAAUUCGGGUGGUUAUGACGAUGGUAAGGUCAGUGGUAAUACCACAGGAUCUGUGGCGUGUGAAAAGAACGCGCCACCUAGAUGGAGGAACUACCGAGACGGGACGCGGCGGCCAUGGGGGAAGUCCAAGGCUGAGAUCCGGGACCUGAAGAGGAACGGUGCAAGGACAUGGCUCGGAACCAAUGAGAGGGAGGAGGAUCCAGCUUUGGCUUAUGAUAGAGCUGCUUUCAAGACGAAGGGUAGAAAAGCAAAGCUCAAUUUUCCUCACCUCAUUGGCUCAGAGCGGCGGAGACACCACCGGAGCUGGCAAGAACAGUUGUCCGAAAGAAGCGGCGCCACCCUCUUGAAGAAAAGCCUGGAUGCUCUACCAAAUGUGUUACCAACAUAUAGAAGCCAUGUCAGAAGCUUGAAAUAUGGUGUGUGA